UGUUUACACCAUAAAAUUUGUCUUGUACAACAUUGGUGAGUUACAAGAUAAUUAAUGAGUUUAUAAGGCCACCCCCAUUAUAACAAUUAAUGUUGUUUCAGUUGGGCCUUAUGGAUAUUGAUUUUAAGCCCAAGCCACUAAGUCUAAAGAGGGACAUGCCGCCUCAUCAAACAAAGUCGCAUCCGUAUGAGAUCUAGAGGCCAUGCCGACUCAACGAAGAGGCCAUGCCGCCUCACCAAUAAGACCGAAGGAGUGAAAAUUUAACUAAGUCCGGAAGAGGCCAUGCCGCCUCAUCAAAGAAGAACACGUCCAUCUAGAAUAAAGAAGCACAUGCUAUCUCAAGGAAGGCCCGGUAUGUGAAAAAUAUUCUAAGUAUGAAAAUAUAGGGCCAUGUGGAUGAUUAAGAUGUCCAUGGCCGUGUCAUAUGUGACAGCCAUGGACACGAGACAAGAGGACCUGGGCGCGUGAAAAAUACUAAGUAUGAGGAGGCCAAUGCCUUCCAAAGGAAGAGGCCACAGACAUGAAUAAGAAGUCCAUGGUCGCGAAUAAAGAGGCAAUGCCGCCUCAUGAUCUAAAUCAAAUAACCGAAAAUAUUCUAAGUAUAGGGAAGGACUUGCUGCUUCAUGAGGGAGGCCAUGUCCAUGAUUGAGAGGUCCAUGGGUGCAAACAAGAGGCCAUGCCAUAUGAUAAUUCUGAGGGGCCAUGCCGGCUCACAAGAGGAGCCAUGGACACGAAGGAGAAUGACAUGGGGAUGAAAUAUUAUAUCACUAGAGACUAAGUCCCAAGAGGGCCAUGGACAUGAGUAAGGAAGUCCAUGACCGUGAUAUAUGCGGCAAGCUACAAGAUCCUACGACGGUUUCAAGAGAGGUACCUAGGCAGUUGAGAAGUAACGGCUACUCAUCCCACGUUCAAAGGACACGGCAGCCAUGUUCCGAGGAAGCAGGGAGCAGUUCUUUUUGGAAGUUACUCUAUGACAGUUUCUACGGCGGUUAUCAUCUCAAGGCCUAUAAAUAGGAGGAGGAGUCGACAGAGGAGAGCCCCCGCAAAAAUUACCACUCGACACCACUUGUCAAGUUUUAUCAAUCUUAUCUUUCCCCUGCAAAUUUUUAUCAAUAGUCGUAGAUCUGGAGCUCUCUCAGAACCUCCAUAGGAGUAGGAGUAACUUAAUGUAGAUCUGUCUCGAGAGUCAUGUAAACAUCGAACACCCUCGUUCGAACUGUGUUUGAAGAGGUGUGAACCGUGUUUAGUGAUCGUUGUCCAAAGAAGUCAAAGGUGCAAUCAAUUUAUUUUCAACGCAAGUUUCUCACAGGGAAACACAAUGAUAUUACACAAAUAACUAUCGAUUGAACUGUAAUUUCAUCACCACAAUACCAUCAUUCGACCAUAACUUGGGAACCCUUACUGCAAGUUGUACCCGACAAAUUAAGACAAAGUAAAUAAACUCAGAUCUAGUUUUUGCUAUUGAGUUAUAGGUAUAAAUGCCACUCUUCUAUGGUGUUUUAUCAAACAUGCACCUAUACUAUUUUUUACAUGAAGCAUGCCUCUAUACUUUGCAAAAAUUAUCAAACAUGCCCUUGUGUUAAAAUUUUCAUUGAAAAAAUCGUCAAUCAUGGUUGAACCGUGAUCUAGAGAACCCGACAUUGACAAAUUGGAGGAGAAAUGUCACUUUUGUCCCCUGUUUUAUUUUUCUGGGUGUCGUUGAAGUGAAAUUAUUAGAUUAUUUGGCAAUAAAAAAUAAACAAAAAAAAUUUUAAAGUGAAAUUAAUAAGAAUAUUUUAUACAUUUGUGUCGCCCAAACCAAAGUUUGGUUGUGGUUAAAGGUUUUUUGGAUGAAAAUUUUAACAGAAGGGUAUGUUUGAUCAUUUUUCCAAAGUAGAGGGACGUGUUAGAUGUAAAAACUAGUAGAAUGGCAUGUUUGAUAAAACGACAUAAUAAAAAGGGGCAUAUUAUACGUAUAACCCUUUUGUUAUUAGUUACAAAGUUUUUUUUUAUGUUCAAAGUUUUUCUUUUGAAUGCCCUCAAACUAACUAGGGAUAUGUCAUGCUUAAUUACACCACAGUCCAUGAAGCUUAUUAGGCGCAUAUUCAUCCUACCAAAUCUCUUAUUGAUCUCGUUUAAGCCCUUAAAUAAUUCAGGUAACCACUCUCCAUCACUACGUUACACCACAAUUUAAGUAUUAAGGAUUUCCUUUGAGGCAAAGGUUUAGCUAAUUAUCUUGUUAAGCAAUAUUUGGUUGGUUGUUAUGGUAGGCACAGGCAGCAGCACAUGCGAUGUCGGAUUGUGUGUAUCAAUCCAUCUGCCAAAACAAGCACAAAUACAGGUCAUUGAUUAUCAUGGAUGGUGUCAUUGCUAUGUUAUUAAUCAAGCUCUAAUUAUUUGGAAAGGAAGAUAGUUGCUUCUGAUCCGAAGGUCCCCCAAAAGAUCUCUUCCCUCGCGACUUCGACAUGCACAUGUGAGUUUUCUGACAGGAAGGAGUUAGAACAAGGUGCAGACUAACCCGACUUUGUAUUAACACGCACACGCAGGAUUUUAUGCACCAAUGCUGGAUCAUUCUGGAUGAAUUCUGCAUCACAACAGCAAAACUUUUUCUGAUAUCAUAAUACAGUAGGAACUCUCCUUCCACCCGCCUUGCCCUAAAGAAGAGAAUAAACUAUAAAGGGAGGCAAUCAAAGAUCUUUUUAUCUUCCCCAAUGCUGGAUCUUGAAGGCAUCCCAACACAGAGGAAACACAUCAAUGACACAAGCACAUGGUUGCUCGAUAACAAGAUCAGUUCGGGCACCAACCCAUUAUUAGUUGUAAACUACACUUUUAGGUUCCCUCGAGAAAAUUUGGGUGUUACCAACUCAUUAUUGUACCAAUGAUACAUUCACAUGGGCACCUCGUUCGUGCACCUAACUCAUAAAACCAAGUUAUGAUUCACUUGCUUCCCAAUAAUGAUAAAGACUUGCA
Molecule: messenger RNA, 2949 nt
Organism: Linum trigynum
Lineage: Eukaryota; Viridiplantae; Streptophyta; Magnoliopsida; Malpighiales; Linaceae
Source: the annotation of a GenBank genome assembly